CUAAUGUCAGUGGUAACUGGCAAUCUGAAGUGGUAGGAUGACAAGGGAUGUUUAUAGUUUGCAAUUUUAGUAGGUUUUUUAAACAUAUACCUUACAGCUUAUUGUUUUACAUAGAUUUAAAAUUAUUAGAGCACAGUGCUGAUACCACUUUUUGAUAUGACGUUUUCUGAGAGCAGGCUAUUUAUUUAGCAUUUUUGGAAGGAGUCUCCAGUAUCAGAGCUUUGUAACAGCUGUAACUUUAAGUUUUCCAAAACUGAAGCAUAAUCAGGGCAGAGGGCUUUGUCGUUUUCUGGGAACAUGACAAGCUGCAUUUUUUUUAACUUCAAGAGACGGAAAAUACAGGCUGGCCUGGGAACCACCGAUUUUAGCUGUCGUAAUCUGCAGCAGGAUGGCAUGGUUUCUCCUGGUCCUUCUCACCGUGUGCCGCAUUGGAGGCAGCAUUGACGUGGACAUAGAGGACAGAAACUGGGACUGGGGCUCCGGCCUGCAUGAGCUGCUGCACAGCUUCCCUGCUCACAGUCCCUUUGUCACGGAGACACCUGGACAUGUAGCAAACUGCACUCAGCGCUUCUGGCUGCCACCGUCCUCUCCUGUGUGCUGGGAAGACAUAGCAGGGCCAGAGGAGUUCGAGGAGACGCGUCUGCUUGUGCUGCAGAACCGAGCAGCACUCCACGCAGUGACUGAGGCCAGCGGUCUGGAGGAGGGUGGACUCUCAUAUGAGCAGCAGGCCAUGAUGGAUGUCCAAGGGGUUCGGGAAGAUCACCUGAGCAUUUCUCAGACUGUAGAAUCCAUUCAGAAGGUCUUCAUUGACCUGGAUGAGAAGAGGAAGGAGGCUGGGGGACAUGAUACCUUUGCAAGUUUAAAGGAGCAGAUUGCAAACACCAUGAGCUCCAUAAAUGGCAGAGAAGAAAUGGCAGCUCUUCUGGAGCAGCGUCUCUCUAAACUCGAGAGGACAUUGAACGCCAUACAAUAUCGACUAACCCUAAUACUGAACCAGUAAAAAAAAAGUUACAGCAGACACUUUACAGUGCAGUGCAUGCCUGUGAGGAAGCAGGAUUUUACACCUAAAGCAUGACCCUCUUUAUUGUAUUAUACCUCUGUUUCAGUAUUAAAGGUAGGUGAUAUGGUAAUGUAUUGAUGUCAUGAGAGCUUAUUUUAAGAUACUUUUCAGAGAGGAUUACAAGUACUUUCAUAACAUUGAACAACUGCAUUGUUACUUACUGUUAGGAAAAUCUGAUUGGAUGUUAAAUAUUUUUAAAUUCUAAAUUUUUUUUUUUUUUUUUUACAUCAGCUGCUUGAUUGGUGUAUUUUGUAUAUUUUAUAAAUAAACAUAAAAUCACUAAAUUACUUCUGUAUACUUUUUAAAAUGUCAUAAAUAUUGACACAUAUUGUAUCAUGAACUGUCACCCACCAUUUUUUUCCACAAGUAAGUGAAUGUUUUUCUAAAUCAUGAAGUAACAAGACAAUUUUAUAAUUAGAUUUAUCAUAGUAAUAUUCAAUAAAAAAGUGCUAGGUUACGUGGCAUGA
Pangasianodon hypophthalmus (striped catfish) is the source of this 1527-nucleotide messenger RNA. RefSeq lists its product as uncharacterized. NCBI's taxonomy places the organism in Eukaryota, Metazoa, Chordata, Actinopteri, Siluriformes, Pangasiidae. The record is from RefSeq and is a predicted model, not a curated record. Bases 389 to 1000 code for a protein of 203 amino acids. The transcript is spliced from 3 exons.